This is a messenger RNA of Linnemannia hyalina, 1839 nucleotides long. NCBI's taxonomy places the organism in Eukaryota, Fungi, Mortierellomycota, Mortierellomycetes, Mortierellales, Mortierellaceae. The record is from the annotation of a GenBank genome assembly.
AUGCUCAAUUCCGGCUCUGAUGCCAAAAAGUUAAAACAGGAGCAAAUGGACAAGGAAAAUAAUGCCCGUGAGUCUCGGUCGAGCACUGGCCGUGGUAGCGAGGAUAUUGACCUGGACCUCGAUAUCGAUCUUGAUGACAACGUCGACGAUGACGAGGACGGUGGCAAGGAGAGCGGCAGUUCGUCCGAGGCCGAGGGUACCGUCUCUGAGCGUCCCUAUGAGUGUGUAUGGGAGGAUUGCACAAAGUCGUUCUCUCGUCGAUCUGAUCUGGCCAGACAUCGCAGGAUCCAUACCGGAGAAAGACCAUACCAGUGCGACUGGGCAGGAUGUGGCAAGCAGUUCAUUCAGCGUUCGGCAUUGACGGUCCACUACCGCACCCACACUGGCGAGAGACCUCACGUCUGCGAGUACGAGUCCUGCCAAAAGUCGUUCAGCGAUUCGUCGUCAUUGGCUCGCCAUAGAAGAACCCAUACCGGAAAGCGACCCUAUGUGUGUGAGCACCCCCACUGUGGCAAGACGUUCACUCGCCGCACCACCCUCACCCGCCACCAGAGAGGACACGAACCAGACAUCAGGACCUUCAUCUGUGACAACAGAGAGCAGCUUGCGGCUGCCGGGAUCCUGGAUUCGCUCAGCUACAACGUCAAGUCGCCCAUGUCUGGUCGCCCCCACCUUCAGCGAUCGCAAUCUCACAGCCUCAUGCACUCGGGACCACCCUCGCCCAGCCCCCACGGUCACCCCUAUAGCCCAGGCUUCAUGCAGGGAUCAGGGCACGAGAGGUUCGGUACUUCCCCCCAUGGCUCAAAGACCAUUGGCCCCAUGUCUUCCAAGUACUUUGGCACCAGCUCACCCAGCUCCUUCCAGCGGCCGUCUCCCCCUACCUUUGGAUCCUCUCCCUCUUACCCUGGUGAGAGCAGCAGCCUCCCCCGCCAUCUUCAGCACGGCCAUGGACCCAGCUACCCCAGCGAGAACCGCCAGCAUGGAUACCCUCAAGGAAACAACCCAUCUCUGCACCGCCAGCACUCUGAUCAGAACCUUCAUCACCACCAUGAGUUGUCUUCGUCGCUGCCUUCUCACUUCCACAUGCACCCCUCGCAGCAGCAGCGGUCGCCGGCUCCUCGCUGGGAACCUCAGGGACCCACUGGUCGCUAUGGCCACAGCAGCCACGCGAGCAGUGUGAGCCCCAAGACUGAGCCUAUGGACGCGACCAUGUCGUCGUCGAUGCCCUCGUCGUUCCCCUCCCUUGGAUCCAGCCACCCCUCUCCUCGUGGUGCCCAACCAGCCCUGUCCUACACCCACCACAGUGCCAGCAGCAGCAACAGCACCCCUCCUCCUCCUCCUCACUCGCCCAUGCAGCACCCUCACCACCAUCGCCAUCAACAUUCGCAGGACUUUGGUCGUUCGCCUUUGUCGACUUCCUCCCCAAGUCAUCACAAUGGAUACGAGCAGCAUGGUAGCAGCGGUCAUGGACCUUCUUCGCACUCUGGACAUGGCGGACACAGCGGACACCACCACUCGACGUCGUCCCCUCUCCACUCUCACUCGCAGUCCUUCCCCAACUACUCGCCCAUGCACCAGCAUGCGUCCUCCCCAUCAGCGCAUGCUCACUCGCCUCACUCGGGUCACCACCACCACUACUCGUCUUCGCCCUCGUCAUCGUAUUUCCCCUCGCACCCUACUGCCUCGCCCUCGCAAGGCUCAUCACGCUCUUCCUAUUACAACCAACACUCUUCGCCCUCGCAUCGUCAGUCGUCUCCUCCUCCACAUGGCUCCCCUUCGACGACCAUCGAAGACCGUCGCUUCCACUCUGCACCCAUCCCUGUCCGCCACCGCGCUUAG